UGUUCCGUCGUCUGCUUCACCUGACAUCCCCCGGCCCGCCUCUGGCGGAGGGAGGGGGGGGCCCCAGCACCAUGGCCCUAGCGCCCCAGGCGCAACACUGACGGCGGCUGGCCGGAGCGCGCCAUGCCCAGCAGGACGUACGCCAAGAUGGACGGGAGUGGCGGCCGUGUCCGUCUGAAGGCGCACUUCGGCGGGGACAUCCUGAUCACGAGUGUGGAUGCCUCAACAACCUUUGAGGAGCUGUGUGAGGAAGUGCGGGAUAUGUGUGGCCUACACCAGCAGCACCCUCUCACUCUCAAGUGGGUGGACAGUGAAGGUGACCCUUGCACCGUGUCCUCACAAAUGGAACUGGAGGAGGCCUUCCGCCUCGCCUGUCAGCACAGGGAUGAAGUGCUCAUCAUUCACGUUUUCCCGAGCAUCCCUGAGCAGCCAGGCAUGCCUUGUCCCGGAGAAGACAAAUCCAUCUACCGCCGUGGGGCCAGAAGAUGGAGGAAGCUCUACCGCGCCAACGGCCACCUCUUCCAAGCCAAGCGCUUUAACAGGAGAGCGUACUGUGGCCAGUGCAGCGAAAGGAUAUGGGGUCUCGCGAGGCAGGGCUACAGGUGCAUCAACUGCAAGCUGCUGGUCCAUAAACGCUGCCACGUCCUCGUCCCGCUGACCUGCAGGAGGCAUAUGGAUUCUGUCAUGCCUUCCCAAGAGCCGCCAGUAGAUGACAAGAAUGAUAGUGUGGACCUUCCUUCUGAGGAGACUGAUGGAAUUGCUUAUAUUUCUUCAUCUCGGAAACAUGACAUCAAAGAUGAUUCUGAGGACCUUAAGCCUGUCAUUGAUGGGGUCGAUGGGAUCAAAAUCUCUCAGGGUCUUGGGCUGCAGGACUUCGACCUUAUCAGAGUCAUUGGGCGUGGGAGCUAUGCCAAGGUCCUCCUGGUGCGGUUGAAGAAGAAUGACCAGAUCUAUGCCAUGAAGGUGGUGAAGAAGGAGCUCGUCCAUGACGACGAGGAUAUUGACUGGGUACAGACAGAGAAGCAUGUGUUUGAGCAGGCGUCCAGCAACCCAUUUCUGGUUGGCUUACACUCUUGCUUCCAAACAACAAGUCGGUUGUUCCUGGUCAUAGAGUAUGUCAACGGGGGGGACCUCAUGUUCCACAUGCAGAGGCAGAGGAAGCUUCCAGAAGAGCAUGCCAGGUUCUAUGCUGCUGAGAUCUGUAUUGCUCUCAACUUCCUUCAUGAAAGGGGUAUCAUCUACCGGGACCUGAAACUGGACAACGUCCUCCUUGAUGCAGAUGGGCAUAUCAAGCUGACGGACUAUGGCAUGUGCAAGGAAGGCCUGGGCCCUGGCGACACAACAAGCACCUUUUGUGGAACCCCGAAUUACAUUGCCCCGGAAAUCCUACGGGGAGAGGAAUAUGGGUUCAGCGUGGACUGGUGGGCGCUGGGCGUCCUCAUGUUUGAGAUGAUGGCUGGACGCUCCCCCUUCGACAUCAUCACUGACAACCCUGACAUGAACACCGAGGACUACCUUUUCCAAGUUAUUCUGGAAAAGCCGAUCCGGAUCCCCCGAUUCCUCUCUGUCAAAGCCUCACACGUAUUGAAAGGAUUUUUAAAUAAGGACCCCAAAGAGAGGCUCGGCUGCCGGCCACAGACUGGGUUUUCUGACAUCAAGUCCCAUGCCUUCUUCCGCAGCAUAGACUGGGACCUGCUGGAAAAGAAGCAGGCCCUGCCUCCCUUCCAGCCGCAGAUCACGGACGACUAUGGCCUGGACAACUUUGACACGCAGUUCACCAGCGAGCCUGUGCAGCUCACCCCAGAUGAUGAGGACGUCAUAAAGAGAAUCGACCAGUCUGAGUUCGAAGGCUUCGAGUACAUCAACCCACUUCUGCUCUCCACUGAGGAAUCCGUGUGAGGCUUCGAGCAUCUCUGUCGUGGACACGCCUGUGAAUGACCCUGUCACUUUUCCCUUAACCACAGCAUAUGCAUGUCAGGCUGGGCACGAGGCUCCAAGCAGCCUGGGAGGGAUGCUGGCCGCCUAGACCACAGAGGGAAGCACCUGGCAGGUGCUUCUGGACAGAGCAAGCCUCUUGCGUCCGGGCCCCAGAGGCUGACUUUGUGCUGGAGGAAUCAUUCCCUAUGCCCGAGGCAGCCCUGCUGGAGGGCAAGACUGUCAUGCCAUUUCGAAGGUGCACAUUUUCCGCAGAAACAGAACUUAAUGCACUGACCCGCUCCAGGAAAAUUAGCGUGUAAUGUCCUGAGGAAUAAAAUGUACCGAUGAUGUGGAACUUC
Messenger RNA from Jaculus jaculus (lesser Egyptian jerboa), 2276 nucleotides. RefSeq names its product protein kinase C zeta (gene Prkcz). Lineage: Eukaryota; Metazoa; Chordata; Mammalia; Rodentia; Dipodidae. The transcript has 18 exons. Bases 124 to 1899 code for a protein of 591 amino acids. Gene Ontology annotation, molecular function: protein serine/threonine kinase activity; ATP binding; protein binding. The record is from RefSeq and is a predicted model, not a curated record. Gene Ontology annotation, biological process: protein phosphorylation.